AUGCCUCCAUCCAAGGCCUCCCGCGUGGCCAAGAGUUCCCGUGUGGUCAAGAAGCCGACUACUGCAAGCGCACCUCGAAGCAAGGCAGCCGAGACCGCGUCUUCGAAGAAGAAACAGAAGAAACGCGCCUCAGCCAAAAAGGCGAAGACUCCCAAGCCAGCUGAGACUACAAUCGUCGUCGCAGGCCACAAGCGAUCCAUGGUUGUUGUUGAAGAAGAUAGCAAUGACGACGGCACGAUUCAACCCAGCAAACGGCGCAGAAAGGGCGGCAACACUAACGCUCACGAUUACCACGCCGUUCGCGAGAAGCCUCCGCCGCGUGAUUACGGAGCAACCUUUGCGAGGAAGUCGACGGCCCAUUUCACCUGGGGCGCUCCUUUGAUGCCUCCUCCUCAGUCUCAAUCUGCUCAGUCCGAUCCGAAGAAUGAGCCCGCGAUUCCCCGCAACAAGGGCAAAGAGGUAGUUCGUCCCGGAAGCUGGCAGAUGAGACCCAAUUCAGGCCGCUACAGUGGCCUCUUAUCAAGAGCAGCCACCCCGGAGUCGGAGCCCGAGCCACAGCCCAAAAGCCACACUUGCCCCUUUCUUCGAAUCCCCCUCGAGAUCAGGGAGGACAUCUACAAGUACAUCCUGGUCGCCGACGAGCCCAUCCGAGUCCGGCAGGGCUGGUCCGCAGUAUACCCCCGGAACAGAGCACGCAUCCGCACCGACCUCAUCCGAACGUGCCGCCAAGUCAGAAAGGAGGCGCUCAACACCCUCUACGGCGAAAACACGUUCCUCUACCUCCUCCGCGACGCCGUCGAACUCCCCGCGCUCAACGCGCAGGGCGAGAACGAGAUCGUGGUCCAACACCCGCUCGCCACCGACAACGACGCCCUCUCUGACUACGAGGCAGACAGCGCUGACGAGUACUCUGACGAAGACGACGUCACCAACGGGCCCUCGUCGUCCUCAUUCCUGGCUGAAGGUCAUGCGGCGGCCGACAUUGACGUCCGCCGCUUCGGCCACAAGUUCCGCAAGCUCAUGAUCGUCGCCGAGGCCAACCGUGCCAACGCGCCCUACCGCCUCAGCAUGGCCAACGCCAUCAACGUCUUCCGCAGCCUGCAGCCUAUCCGCCCGCGCAUCCACACCCUCACCAUCGACAUCACGCCCCAGCGCGACCCGCGCACGGGUGACGUCUCCUUUCUCGACUUUUUCGAGCGGUCCUCCGAGGUCGUACGCACGCUGCGCGGCCUGCCGUGUCAGUUUAUCGAGAUUGUCGUCAACACGGGCGUCAGCGUCGGUGGCGGCGGUGACGGUGAUGGUAGUGGUAGUGGUAGUGGUAGUGUUGACCCAGGAAAACGAACAGGCCAAGAGAAAAUCAUCCUCAACAUGAAGUACGCGGCCAACAUCCGGCGCUCCAAACGCGGCGAGAACGAUCCCUGGCGAGACGACCGCAUCAUGCAGUCGUACCGCAGCGCAAAGGCGGGCGAGGCGCAGAAGAAGCUCGAUUCGUUGCCGGCUGCCAUUCGCAAGAUUUGGGAGGCCUCGAAUGGGCAGUUCAAGCGCCGUCAGCGGGACGAGUUUGGUGACGAUGAAGAGGACGAUUAUUGCUACGAGAACUGGGAGGAUUCUCUUCUUUUUCAGGACGAGGCUUUUUGA
Molecule: messenger RNA, 1638 nt
Organism: Colletotrichum fioriniae
Lineage: Eukaryota; Fungi; Ascomycota; Sordariomycetes; Glomerellales; Glomerellaceae
Source: RefSeq, a predicted model, not a curated record